AUGGCCAUGGGUGUCACUUCCACCACUACGCCUUCCUCCUGUGUCUUCCAGAGUGUCCCCUUCCGUGCUGCCUCUUGUGAGAGACAUGCUAGAAAAGGGUGUGGUGGAGCCAGCGACGGGUCGCUUUUCCUGUCCCGUCUUUUUACUAUGCCAAAGAAGGACAUAGGGAAACCAAGGCUGGUUAUGGACCUCAGCUCACUGAACAAGUUCUUAAAGCCCCUGUGCUUCAAGAUGUUGACGGUGGCGCAGGUGCAUUCAGUGCUUCGAGAGGGAGACUGGUUGGCGUCCCUAGACCUCAAGGACGCUUAUUGGCAUGUCCCCAUCCACCCCCGGUUUCGCCGAUUUCUGGCGUUCCAGGUAGGGACGGAGACGUUCCAAUUUACCAGGCUCCCUUUCGGGCUCUCGAUUGCCCCGAGGGUCUUCACGAAGCUAGUGAGGGUGGUCGGCGCAAGCUUGGCAGAAGCAGGCAUCUCGACACUCAUGUACCUGGACGAUUGGUUAAUUCAUUCGCCUACCAAGGAGGGUGUCUUGAACGGCGUCUCAGUGACGCUGAAAGUGUUGGGAGACAUGGGUUUCCAGGUGAACUGGGACAAAUCUGCCUUCACUCUCGAGCAGAAGCUUUGUUGGCUAGGGAUAGAGUGGGACACGAUCAACGCCUCCCUCUCGCUGGCUCCAGACAACGCCCUUCGAACGCUCCGCUCCGUCAAGAGGGCUUACUUCUCUCACACGUUCUCUCGCCGUCAGUGGGAGGGCCUUCUGGGUUGCCUCAACUUCGCGGUCCCGACCCUUCUCCUCGGCCGCCUGAAGCUACGGCGUUUGACGUGGGAGGUCAACAGCCAUUCCCAUCCUAUCUCGCGACCUCCCCAGACCAGUUACUGCUACACUUCACAGCCUGUUGCGUCCUUGGCUCCGGUCUGGGGCCCUUCGCCAGUCCGUUCCUUGGUUCCCACCCCCACCUCAGUUAACAGUAGCGACGGACGCCUCAGACGUAGGAUGGGGUUUCCAGUCCAGCUGGGGCAUCAGGCUUGCGGGGGAUGGUCGGAGGAAAAUAGGUCCCUCCACAUCAAUCUUUGGGAGCUUUUGGUGGUGCAGGAAUGGCUCUUCAGGCACCACGAGAUCCGGGGCUUGAGCGUCCGCUUCGAUAGGGACAACGUGACGGCCGUGCACUGCAUACAGCGGCAGGGUACGGCUCGGUCCCGUCAGCUCCUGGCUCUGUCAGAGGACAUUUUCGCCGAGGCUUCACUCAGGCAGCUGUCACUCUCAGCGAAGUUUGUCCCGGGCCAGGAGAACACCUGGGCGGACGCUCUGUCCAGGUUCCGGGGAUCGUCGGUCGAGUGGCGUCUCCGCCCUCGGGUGUUCGACUCCCUCACACUCCGCUACGGAACCCCACAAGUGGACCUCUUCGACUCCUCGGACACAGCCCAGCUUCCCCUCUACCACACCUACAACCGGAGGACACGCGCCGGCGGCCCAGAUGCCUUCACAGAGGACUGGAACCAGUGGAACUUCGUGUACCUCUUUCCUCCACCUGCGACUCCAGUUCUUCUGAGGGUGAUGCAGACCUUCAGGUCCUACAAGGGUCGGGUCCUCCUGAUCACCCCCUACUGGCCAGCCCAGCCCUGCAUCACUUCGGCUUCACGCUUGGAGUUUUUACGGAGAGCUCUCUACCAUCGCUUCUCCUCCACGGCGGUGGACAAGAUGCUGAGGGCUCACCGCCCAUCUUCGGUGCGGCAAUAUGAAUCCUGCUGGCGAAGGUUUCAGGACUAUGUUCGGGUUCAUGAGGUUGAGGUUAUCUCUGCCAGCACGGUUCUGGACUUCCUUGCUUGGCUUGCAGACUCCACCAAUAGGGCGCCGGCGACGGUCUCGGCUCACUACGCAGCCCUCGCAGAUCCACUACGCUUUGGUAUGGAAAUCAGGGUGCCACGGAGGGCGCUAUCACUCCUCUUGAAGUAUAUCCGUUCCUCGAGGGCUUAG
This is a messenger RNA of Portunus trituberculatus (swimming crab), 1974 nucleotides long. RefSeq lists its product as uncharacterized. The transcript has 2 exons. The coding region runs from base 1 to 1974 and encodes 657 amino acids. NCBI's taxonomy places the organism in Eukaryota, Metazoa, Arthropoda, Malacostraca, Decapoda, Portunidae. The record is from RefSeq and is a predicted model, not a curated record.